Molecule: messenger RNA, 473 nt
Organism: Triticum dicoccoides
Lineage: Eukaryota; Viridiplantae; Streptophyta; Magnoliopsida; Poales; Poaceae
Product: cyclin-B1-1-like
Exons: 4
Coding region: 1-417 (138 amino acids)
Molecular function (GO): histone methyltransferase activity; double-stranded DNA binding
Source: RefSeq, a predicted model, not a curated record
AUGCAUAUGCCAUCACUUCACGUUGAGAACGAUUCCGAGGCACCACCGGCGCCGGAGGACUACAUCGAUGAUGGCUCUGUUGGAAGUUUCGCAAGGUUCAUAAACCACAGCUGCAACCGUAACCUCUUCGCCCAGUGUGUCCUAACAAAUCACCACGACGUCAAGCUACAAAAGGUGACGCUUUUUGCUGCCGACACGAUACUUCCACUUCAGGUAGCACCUGACAUCGACAGCUAUGACAUCAGGAACUCCCUCGCAUUUGUCGAAUACCUCGCUGAAAUUUAUAGCUUCUACAGACGGACCAAGUUGAGUUGUGAGCCCCCCACCUACAUGACACACCAAACUGAUAUCAAUGAGAAAAGGCGUAUUUUUCUGAUUGACUGGUUGAUUGAGUAUGCAGGUGCCGUACAAGCUUGAGCUACUGGGUGAAACACUAUUCCUUGCUGUCAACAUCAUUGAUAGAUCAAUGCAUA